CUUCUUCGAUCGAAAUCUAUAAAUACGACGCGACAAACCCAAAUUUCGUUCAGAAACCCUAAAGCUCCCAACUUUCUCUGCAACAAAGAAAUUCACCUGCUUACUCUUCUCCCUGAAAGAUCUAAUCUUCUCCGGUGACUUGUUUGUUGUUCCUUCAAUCUCCCUAGUUUGUUUUGCCUAAUAUGAAGCUAAACCCAUUAAAGAUAAAGGCUAUAUUCAUAUUUGAUUUUUAUCAAUGGAUCCGAGGAAUUCGAGUGCGUGGGGUGGGAAAGAUGAUCUCUCCCUUGUCUCAUCUGUGGGAGGUGCUGAAUCUAAGAAUAGAUGUUGUGUGAUAGAUGACGAUGGCUCUAUUGGUAAGAAGCUAUGUGAGAAACCUAAAGUGGAGAAAACUGUAGCUCAACCCUCUGCAGAUGGGGCUGUUGAGUCUUUUACAGCGAAGAAGAAGAAAAAGAAGAAGGACAAGGGCAAGAAAGCAGAUGCUUCUGUAGCUAAUUCUUCUGUGGAGGCGAAGGAGGAUAAACUAGAGAAUUCCAUAUCUGAGCCCAAGAAGAAAGAUGUAAAGGUUAAAGUAGCCGAGAAGAAAGUUCCUAAACAUGUUCGAGAGAAGCAAGAGAUUCUUGCGCGGCGGAAAGAAGCUGAAGAGAGGAAGAAGAAGGAAGAAGAAGAGAGAUUGAGGAAAGAGGAAGAGGAGCGCCGCAUAGAGGAAGAGCGAGAAAGGGAAGCUGAAGAGAUUAGGCAGAGGAGAAAGUUAAGGAAAAUGGAGAAGAAGCAAGAAGGCCUGAUUCUAACAGCAAAGCAAAAGCGUGAAGCUGCUAAGAAUGAGGCUUUCAGGAAACGGGUGUUAUCUGAUGCUGGAAGUCUUCUUGUUGCAGAUAAAAACGGUGAACCCUCAAGACGUCCCAUAUAUGGCAACAAAAACAAAUCAGCUUGCAUAAAAGCAAACGAUUCUGCUUCUGUCCAGAUGAAAGGUGAUGUAGAAACAAAGGACAAUCAUGCAGCAGAUAAACCAGGUACUUUGCAUGAAUUGGUUUCAGUUGACGAUAAAAAGGUUGGAAUAAUCGAAUCAGUUGACACAGAAGAGAAAUAUGAAUCUGUUGAUGUAUCACAUGAGAAUGGUGAUGAGGAGGAUGUGUGGGAUGCAAAAACUAAUUUUACCAUCAGGGGUGAUUCUGAUGAUGAGGAGGAAAAACAUCAGCCUGUGUUUAAGAAAGAAUUAAACGACACUGCAUCAAAGGCACAUGAUUCAGGUCCUGGCGCAGAUAGACAAAAAGUGAAGCCUGGAGUUGCUGGCAAGCCAAAAACAGAUGCCAAAAAAGCUAUGCCUAAGAUGGAUGGUGCUACCUGGCCGAAAGAUACUUCGAAAAAGGAUGAAGGCUUAGUACUGAAUGAAGCUUCUAAAGAAGUAGAAGAAAGUCUUCGCUCUCCCAUUUGCUGCAUCAUGGGUCAUGUUGAUUCUGGUAAAACAAAGCUAUUGGAUUGCAUCAGAGGAACAAAUGUUCAGGAAGGUGAAGCUGGAGGUAUUACUCAACAGAUUGGUGCAACAUAUUUCCCUGCAGAAAACAUCCGUGAGAGGACCAAGGAGUUAAAAGCUGAUGCUAAACUCAAGGUGCCAGGUCUAUUGGUUAUCGAUACACCUGGACAUGAGUCAUUCACAAAUCUGCGGUCAAGGGGUGCAAAUUUGUGUGACCUUGCAAUUCUAGUGGUUGACAUAAUGCGUGGUCUAGAGCCACAAACCUUAGAAUCUCUGAAUCUUUUGAGAAGAAGGAAUGUAAAGUUCAUUGUUGCCUUGAAUAAGGUGGAUAGGCUAUAUAGGUGGAAAAAAAACAAGGAUGCUCCUCUAAUGAAGACAAUGAAGCAACAAUUGAGAAAUGUGGUUGAUGAGUUUAACAUGAAAUUACAUCAAGUUAAAACCCAGUUCCAAGAACAAGGACUCAAUAGUAUGCUUUAUUACAAGAACAGAGAAAUGGGAGAAACUAUCAGUAUUGUACCUACUAGUGCUAUUAGUGGGGAAGGGGUCCCAGAUCUUUUGCUUUUGUUAGUUCAAUGGGCUCAGAAAACAAUGGUGGAGAAACUCACAUAUGUUGACAAAGUGCAGUGUACCGUCCUUGAGGUCAAAGUUAUUGAAGGCCAUGGUAUUACAGUUGAUGUUGUUUUGGUCAACGGUGUACUCCGUGAAAGUGAUCAAAUCAUUGUUUGUGGGUCACAGGGACCAAUUGUAACAACUAUUAGAUCAUUAUUGACUCCUUAUCCUAUGAACGAGACGCGGGUGAAGGGUACCUAUAUGGCACACAGAGAAGUAAAGGCUGUGCAGGGUAUCAAAAUUGCAGCACAGGGCCUUGAACACGCCAUUGCUGGUACUGCCUUGCAUGUGAUUGGGCCUAAUGAGGACAUGGAAGAAGCCAAGAAAAAUGUCAUGGAAGAUAUUGAAUCAGUUAUGAACCGCAUUGACAAAAGUGGUGAAGGAGUUUAUGUACAAGCGUCUACAUUAGGGUCUUUGGAAGCAUUGCUAGAGUUCUUGAAGUCCUCAGAUGUAAAAAUACCUGUCAGUGGUAAUGGCAUAGGACCUGUGCAUAAGAAGGAUAUCAUGAAGGCCGGGAUAAUGCUAGAGAAGAAAGAAGAGUUUGCAACGAUUUUGGCCUUUGAUGUGAAAAUAACUGCAGAAGCUCGCGAACUUGCAGACAAAAUGGGAGUAAAAAUCUUCUGCGAUGAUACCAUCUAUCGUCUCUUCAAUAAGUUUAAGAGUUACAUCGAGGGUAUCAAAGAGGAGAAAAAGAAAGAAACAGCUUGUGAAGUAGUUUUCCCAUGUGUCCUUCAGAUUUUACCAAACCAUAUCUACAAUAAGAAGGACCCAAUCAUCCUUGGAGUUAAAGUCAAUGAUGGAAUACUCAAGGUUGGAACUCCCAUUUGCAUUCUCAAAAGGAUUGAGAAUGUAAGAGUGAUUAUGGACAUUGGGCGCGUUGCAUCUAUUAAAAAUAACAACAGGCCAGUUGAUAAUGCAAGGAAAGGACAGGAAGUGGCUAUUAAAAUCAUUGCUUCUAACCCAGAAGAACAGAAAAAGUGUGGGAAGCACUUUGGUAUAGAGGACGGGCUUAUCAGUCACAUUUCUAGGCGAUCCAUUGACGUACUCAGAACUUACUAUUGGGAGGAGUUAUCUGACGACGAGAAGAGUCUUGUUCUGAGACUUGAAAGGAUAUUGAACAUACAAUGAAAGAUUUUAGAGAGGUUUGAGAGGGGAGGGACAUAAACUUAUGUGUUUCAUUUUUUUUUCUAUUUUGAACUGCUGAUUUUUAUUAUUUUUCAUCGUUUUGAUAUUAUAGAACAACUCUUUUAAUGCCCCUAAAUACUUUAUGCAAUCAAUUAAACCCCAA
Messenger RNA from Arabidopsis lyrata subsp. lyrata, 3368 nucleotides. Its product is annotated as eukaryotic translation initiation factor 5B. The transcript has 13 exons. Gene Ontology annotation, molecular function: GTP binding; GTPase activity; translation initiation factor activity. NCBI's taxonomy places the organism in Eukaryota, Viridiplantae, Streptophyta, Magnoliopsida, Brassicales, Brassicaceae. The record is from RefSeq and is a predicted model, not a curated record. The coding region runs from base 236 to 3208 and encodes 990 amino acids.